Molecule: messenger RNA, 1900 nt
Organism: Myotis myotis
Lineage: Eukaryota; Metazoa; Chordata; Mammalia; Chiroptera; Vespertilionidae
Gene: UFSP2
Product: UFM1 specific peptidase 2
Source: RefSeq, a predicted model, not a curated record
AUGACGACACUUCCAGACCAGCCUCCAGAGCCUCUGGGCGGACGUCAGCGCCUCUACCGCCACGUCGCCGACAUGGUGGUUUCAGAGACUAUGGAUAUACUCUUCAGAAUCCGAGGAGGCCUUGAUCUAGCUUUUCAGCUAGCUACUGCUAAUGACAUUUUUAUCCAGAAGGCACUAAAACAUGUGUUGAGUGACCUGUCCGCCAAGCUGUCUUCAAAUGCACUGGUGUUCAGAAUCCGCCACAGCUCGGUGUAUGUGUGGCCUAACAGUGACAUGAACACCAUCCCAGGAGAGCUGACAGAUAGCUCUGCUUGUAAGACCUUACUGCGCUUCAUCCAAUUUGAACAGGAAGAAGAUACAACACGAAAAUUCAUGAGGAAGAAAGACAAAAAGUUAUCAGAUGUGCAUCAAGUAGUAAACAUAGAUCUCAUGCUGGAAAUGUCAACCUCUCAGACCGCCGUAACCCCCGUCAUUGAAAGAGAAAUCGGAGAACACCACUAUGUGACCAUGACGUUGCCGGUUGAUGCAGUCUUACCUGCUGCCCCCGAAGCAGCAUGGGGAAAAGUUCGUAAACUUCUAGUGGAUGCAAUUCAUAAUCAGCUAACUGAUAUGGAAAAGUGCAUUUUGAAAUACAUGAAAGGAACAUCCAUUGUGGUCCCUGAACCACUGCACUUUUUAUUGCCGGGUAGAAAAAAUCUUGUAACAAUUUCAUAUCCAUCGGGAAUUCCAGAUGGGCAGCUGCAGGCCUACAGAGAGGAGUUACACGAUCUCUUCAGUCUGCCUCAUGACAGACCUUACUUCAAAAGGUCUAAUGCUUAUCACUUUCCAGAUGAACCAUACCAAGAUGGUUACAUUAGAAAUCCACACGCUUACCUCAGUCCACCCAACAUGGAGUCUGGUAUGGUUUAUGUGGUCCAGGGCCUGUACGGUUAUCACCACUACAUGCAGGAUCGGAUGGAUGACAACGGCUGGGGCUGUGCCUAUCGAUCGCUGCAGACCAUCUGCUCUUGGUUCAAACACCAGGGAUACACAGAGAGGUCCAUCCCGACACACAGAGAAAUCCAGCAGGCUCUAGUUGAUGCCGGGGACAAACCAGCAACAUUUGUGGGAUCACGGCAGUGGAUUGGGUCCAUCGAGGUACAGCUGGUCCUGAACCAACUGAUUGGCGUAACUUCAAAAAUACUGUUUGUCAGCCAGGGUUCGGAAAUGGCCUCUCAGGGACGGGCACUGGCCAAUCACUUCCAGAGUGAAGGAACUCCGGUGAUGAUCGGGGGAGGAGUUUUGGCCCACACGAUACUGGGAGUUGCAUGGAAUGAGAUUACAGGGCAGAUAAAAUUUCUGAUUUUAGAUCCACAUUAUACAGGCGCUGAAGAUCUGCAGGUUAUUUUGGAAAAGGGCUGGUGUGGAUGGAAAGGUCCAGACUUCUGGAAUAAGGAUGCGUACUAUAACUUAUGUCUUCCUCAGCGACCAAGCAUUAUUUAAAACGAGGACCGGUGCGUGAAAUUCGUGCACUCAGGGGCGGGUCCCCUCAGCCCGGCCUGUGCCCUCUUGCAGUCUGGGAGCCCCAUGAUUGAUUGCCCCAAAGAGGUAGACCCCACACAACCAGCGGGGCUCCAAGGUGGAUCGCCCCCGCACAAGGAGGCCCCCCCCCACCCACUGCAGCCCACUGGUCGAUGGCCUGGUGCUCCUUCUGUGGGUGACCAAUCGCAUUGCACCUGCCUUAGCUGGCCUGGCGCCAGUGGGUGUCAUAGUGUGGUCGUCUGGACGGUCGUUCUGCUGUUCAGCCAUUCGGCUGAUUUGCAUAUUACACUUUUAUUAUUAUAGAUAUCUUGGACUCAAAGACUGUAGUAAAGUUUAUUAUAAAUUUGUUAAUAAAAAAUAAGUUUAAUUUUCAAAUAAA